Messenger RNA from Lytechinus variegatus (green sea urchin), 3237 nucleotides. RefSeq lists its product as uncharacterized. The coding region runs from base 296 to 1651 and encodes 451 amino acids. The transcript is spliced from 3 exons. The record is from RefSeq and is a predicted model, not a curated record. NCBI's taxonomy places the organism in Eukaryota, Metazoa, Echinodermata, Echinoidea, Temnopleuroida, Toxopneustidae.
UGUACACGAGUGCACACACAGAGUCAUCAUAUUGGCGUCACGUAUGCAUUUAUCUGCGCAAAAAGCUUUAGAUCGGGGUAUUUUGUUGGACGUUAAAUGCAUUGCCUGCUCGCUCUUGCUAGCAUUAUUCGACCCUGGGAAAGUCAUAUACACGCUGGGUAAAAGAAGUAGAAGCGAUAUUUUGCUUAAUUCGAAGCAACCAGUAUUGCCACUGUAGCAUUUCACUGUGUCUACGGUAAUUCACAGUUACUCCAAUCAUCCAUUCUUUACUCCGAAAUACACCCAAGCUGCUCCGAUGUCAAUGAUGACGGAGGAGAAGACUGCUCGAUAUCUAUCACAGAUUGGACGAUGUAGCGACGAGGGCAGAGCAAACUUCGAGAGCCUUGCCGAGAGUAUUACAUCGGCUACCGAGGAGGACGUCGAAAAUGUUGAAAAAGAAGCACGAGUUCAGGCAAGUCGAGCAAAACAAGAAGCAGACGAUGCCAUCAGAAAGAUUUCGAAGGAAAGGGAUCGCCACAUUCGAGAAAUCCACCAGAAAGCCGAACAGAAGGGAAAACUGAUUCGAGAACGAAAGGGGGCUUUGCUUGCCGAAAUCAGCAGAUUGCGGGAAAGCUUCGAGAACACGAUGAAAGAGAGGCGAGGUCGCAUUGAAGCUCAGGUAAAGAUGCGGUCAGGAGCUAUGGCCAACCUUACAGCGGUCGAAGAAACCGAACCGUGCGACACUCUACAGAACGUCGCCAAGGAUAGCCUUGAUACGGUGCGCCUCGUCACAGCCUCGUGCAGGAAGAUCAAAUUCACCCGACAACAAAAUGACUCGGAAGAUCUCGUAGGGACACUCAAUGGAGUACAACACUCGUGGGAGUUGGAGCGUAAUAUCCCCAUACCCACAAACAUAUCUUAUCCAGAACUCCUUGCAAAAUCCAGAGGCAACAGCGGUGUAAUAAUGACGAACGAGGUUAGAUCCGGGCUCUUUGAAAUAAAUACCGAUACCGAACAAGCGCGUACGAUCGUUGCGGACGCGCAUUUCGAUAUUUGUGACUGUGCAUGCGCGUAUAAUGACACACUAGUUGUAAGUGACUAUAAUAGUAAGACUAUUCAUAUUUAUGAUAUGGCUGGUGCGUCAGUGAAAUCAAUAGGCAUCCCGUCGGCCCGCGCGAGGGUAGCCGUGACAAAGGAUGGCUUGGUGUUGGUUGGAGAUGAACUCAACGGGAAAAUCUAUUUCCUGAAUCCCAGGAACGGAAAAAUCAUCCGAACCUUACCCAUUGACGGGAAGAAAAUUAAUGGAAUAUACUACAUGAGCCGUGGCUGGAUCGUAAUACAAACCGGCAUUACGGUAAUCAGUGUCUAUGAUGAUUUAGGCGUCCUGAGGGAGACGAUCCAAGACAGCACGUGGAGUGAGUUGCGAUGCGCAGUGAGUCGUGACGUCAUCUACAUCAUGUAUAAGAAAGAAGACGACCCAACCACAUACGUCGCAAUGCGUUCCCCGAAUACAGGUCGCAUCGAGGUGAUCGUCCGAUGCAAGAUAUCGAGGUUCCUGCUAUCGGAAUUCAUUGUGACGUCAUCUGGAAACAUCGCCAUCAACGGUGACAAUGAGAUAUUGGUAUUUAACCAAGCACCGGGGUACGAAGCUGUUUUGAAGAGGUUAAAGUAGUAUACUAACCAAAAAAUAAUAAAUAAAUACAGAGGCAAUAUAAUUCGGACCCGUUGCUUUAUACGACUUUCUAUCUCUCUCUCUCUCUCUCUCUCUGUUUCUUCUCACUUUUUACAAGAUUUCAUUUUUGUAUUAAACCUAAUACCCGCAUAAUAUCUAUCCAAAAAAUCAGGUCUUAUCGGAUUUUUAUGCCACAGGUACCUGAGGCCGUAACACCAAGCUUAGCAAUAAUCGUAGAACAUUUUCUACGAUCGAUUGGAUUGACUACAAAGUACAAUCAAUUGUGAGAAUUUAGUGUACGAUUAAUCAUUAACUUCUAUGUUACCUAAGAACCAUCAGAUUGUUGUAAACUAGGGCCUACAACGUUCAUGUGCAAUAUCCAACUUUACAAUGGAAAUGUAUGAGCAAUAUUGAUUUAAAAGAAGUAUAUUAAAAUUAUCAGGGGUUUUCCCUGUAUAUUCAGAAUGCAAUGAGAUUCAAAAGAUUGUGUAUUGAAGAUAAAACGGGUGGGUGUUUCAUAUAGCCGUUCAUAAGUUAAGAGCGACUUUAAGAACGACUGGUGAUCCUUUCUUGUGGCAAAUGGUAAAUACGCAAAAGAUGUUUGUUGGCGACGUUUAACGUACGUAAGAAAGGAUCACCGCUCGGUCAUAAAGUCGCUCUUAACUUACGAAAAGCUUUAUGAAUCAUCCACCCAGUCUGUAAUAUUAAGUUAGUUACAAUGAAUUUGUUUUUAAGUAGUCAUUCUCGUUUGUGUGUUCUCGAAAAUGAUUGGUAAAAUUCAUCCAACAUCAAUUAACCUACACUGCAAAAAUACCGGUGUAACAUUACCACCAGCUCGGAAUCUAUAUAGGAUAAGACCAAAGAGGUGUCGAAACAGCACCACUUUAAUACCAUAUGUCUGAUUGAUUCUUAACUGGUGUUGUUUCAACACUUCCCUGGUGUGUUCCUAUAUAGAUGCCCAGUCUGGUGUUAACUCAACACCUGUAUUUAUACAAUGUAAACAGUUUAUUAGUUGAUUGGUGUCAUUUUUUCACAUAUUCAGCAACAGACUGGUUACUUUGGCCAAGAAAUCAUAUUUGUGAGCGAUGCCAAAAUCGCGUAAAAAUACUUAGGGAAAAGCUAUGUAUUUUCCAUUUUGUGUGCAGUGUAUGAUCAUGUCUAUGAUAUUGGGGCGGCGUUGUCUAGUGGUUAAGACUCUCAUCUUUCAAUCUGUGGGACGUAGGUUCGAUUCCCAGCCAUGGUGGGUUUCUUUUAGCUGCAAGGAUUAACCCACAUUGUGCUGCACCCAACCCAGAUGAAGUCAGCUGGUACCGACAGAAAGUAAAUCCUCAAAAAGCUCCCAGCAUUAGAAUGUGUAGGUGGAUACGUGCGCUACAUAACUCUGCAUUAUGCCGAUUAAGUCAUUAUUGUUAUUGGGGCUAUUGUACAUUUAUUUCAUCAGAUUUGGGAUGUAAGGCAAUGGCUGAUCCAGAAAUUGAGAGCAGGGUGAGUCCAGUCAGUCAUUUUAACGUUUUGGAACAAUUACAAUAGCUCCCAUGGUUCUUACUAAUGGCGCUGUCACACCUUGGCGUUUUAGACAGCGUAUG